AGAAACGAGGACCCUGCCACCCAGCGGGAAUUGCUCAUGAACGUGCUCAGUGCGAGUGCCACGAAACGAGACGCGAAGCAGUAUCUGGCACGAUUCAACAGGCCGAGAAAGGAUUCGCAAGGCGAGAAGCCAGAUUUGUAUGCACUGCUUGAAGACCGGAAUGCGCGGAAUCGCGCGGAUCAGUCCAGGUUGGAAAAGACUGGAGUCAAUCUGGGUGGUCUGUAUGCGCCAUCUAGAGCUAUUGCAGACGUGCCGCAGUUCUCAUCCGACGAACUUUCUCGUGAACAAGCCAAAGCGGCACCGCAAGAAGAGCUUCAUGUGGCCUUGGCAUGUCUCAAAGCGCCAGAAGCCAUUGACGAAGACACUCUAGAUGGACUGGCUCGGACCAUUGCUCAGCUUGUGAAACUCGACAUGCGCAUAAUAUUGGUACUGGACAUCAACAUCAAUAAUGUCCAGGCCGAGAAGUAUGCAGGCUCACUGGUGGACGUCAAGGCUCUUCGCAAAGCUUUCGCCCAGCAGGCCGAUCGCUUGUGUGAUGCUAUUGAUCGCCACAAUUCUGAAGGAGCCCGAUCAGUUCCUAACGCACUCGAAGUGGUGGAAGACGUAUGGGAGAAUGGAACAGAAACGCAUGAGCUGCACGUCACCAUGCCAAACACACUGAUCGAUCCUUUAAAGCGCGGCAUGGUACCCAUUAUUCCUUCAUUGGCGUACACCGCGUCUGGGCAAUUAGUGCAAAUUGCAGCAGCAGACAUCAUGACGACUAUCACGAAGUACCUGAUCGGCGUUGAUUCAGCCGGGCAGCAGAUAGCAGGUCCUCCAGAACCAAUCUCGCUCGAUCGCAUAAUUGUGCUAGAUGCCAUAGGGGGUAUUCCAAGCAAAGACCGCGGAGAUGGAGCUCACGUAUUCAUCAACCUGGAGCAGGAAUUCGACAAAAUCGAGCAAGAGCUGUCAGAGUAUGCAGAUGCAGCAGAGCGCAACCACAGCCAUCCUCGAGGUUCAGCUUUCUACGAUCAGCAUCGUGACAAUCUGGAUUUGGUCCGAAAAUGCUUGCAAUUGUUACCUCCAUCAUCUUCCGCAUUGAUUACGACACCAGAGGAAGCAGCAAGCUCCUCGCGAGCGACAAAAGCAAAUACACUUGGAGCAGGAACGAGACGGCAAAAGAAUCCACUGAUCCACAAUCUGCUCACCAACAAGCCACUCAUCUCCUCUUCCUUACCAGCCGCCCGUCUAGCUCAUGCAGAAGGUGAAGAUCCGAACACGCCCGUCACAGAAGCCAGCACCGUGCUGAGACGAGGCAUGCCUUUGAUCAUCAUACCAGCUGCUGACCGGUAUCUUGGAUGGCAAAGACCUCAGGACGGCAAGAGUAUGCUGCGACUAGACGAGGACUCGCGAGUUGAUCUUCCUCGGCUAGUGCACCUCAUCGAAGACAGCUUUCGUCGCAGACUCAACGUGCAAAACUACCUCGACCGCGUCAAAGACCGCAUCGCAGGCAUCAUCGUUGCAGGACAGUACGAAGGCGGCGCCAUCUUAACAUGGGAAAUGCCACCCGGCGUGAACGACCCAAAUCGACUCGUCCCCUACCUCGACAAAUUCGCCGUCCUCCAAACCUCACAAGGCAGCAGCGGAGUAGCGGAUAUCGUCUUCCAGGCAAUGGUUAGAAGUUGUUUCCCCGGAGGCGUAUGCUGGCGAAGCCGCAAAGACAAUCCGGUCAACAAAUGGUAUUUCGAACGCGCGACAGGAAGUUGGCAGAUUCCGAAUAGUAAUUGGACGAUGUUCUGGACGGGAGAGGAUGUGGUGGAGAAUGAACAGAAGUGGAAAGAUUACGUUUCUGUGUGUGAGAGUAUUCAGGCUAGUUGGGCGGAUACUGGCAAGAAGCCUGACUAAAAAUUCCAAACAACGGAUAGAUGCAACGAAUGGAUGCUACCUACACUCCCUC
Pseudocercospora fijiensis CIRAD86 is the source of this 1936-nucleotide messenger RNA. RefSeq lists its product as uncharacterized. Gene Ontology annotation, biological process: L-arginine biosynthetic process. The record is from RefSeq and is a predicted model, not a curated record. The transcript has a single exon. Lineage: Eukaryota; Fungi; Ascomycota; Dothideomycetes; Mycosphaerellales; Mycosphaerellaceae. Gene Ontology annotation, cellular component: mitochondrial matrix. Bases 37 to 1884 code for a protein of 615 amino acids. Gene Ontology annotation, molecular function: L-glutamate N-acetyltransferase activity, acting on acetyl-CoA as donor; arginine binding.